UAAAGUAGACAGACCGUCAGAAGGUUUAUAAAGUAGGCAGACAGUUCUUGUGGCCACAGUGUUGACGGUAGUGUUCGCUCAUCUUGAAAUCACCAAAACUUUCUUACGACAAGCCAAAAUGUCCGGUUUAGAAGGCCAAGAGCUGGUAGAGUUUUUUGACGUCAACGGCUACGUGUCAGGGCUGAAUGUUCUGGAUGAAAAAGAAACUUUGGAAGUCAGGGCCAACUUCGACAAAGUUCAGAAUGAAAUUGGAGAAGAAAACGCCACCUACUCCCUCCACAACAAACAUCUGACGGACGAGUGGGUUCUGAGGCUUGCCACACAUCCCAACAUGCUGAAACCACUCAAGACUCUCCUGGGGCCGAACCUGUUCCUACUGGACUCACGAUUUAUCUGCAAAUAUCCCGUGUCGGCUGCCGAGGAAAAGGAGGCUUUUGUGGCCUGGCACCAGGAUGUCAGGUACUGGGGAGUAGAGGGUGACGUCAUCAGUGUGUGGAUGGCCAUUGACGACGCUGACGUAGAAAAUGCCUGCAUGUUUGUUAUACCAGGUACCCACAAGUCCGGCCUGCUGGAGCAUGUGUCUGAGACCAAAGAAGGAAACCUGCUUACCUCCAACCAGUCCAUCCCCGAGCAGCUCUUUGACGCCACCCAGGCCGUCCCCUGCCCCCUGAAGGCCGGGCAGAUGUCCCUGCACCACGGGCACCUGGUGCACGGCAGCGGCACCAACAGGUCGCCCCGCCGCCGCUGCGGCUACGUCAUCAGAUACGUCUCCACCACCGCCAAGCCCAUCGAAGACCCGGACCGCCCAAGGUCGUUCCCGGCAACCGUGUUGGUGUCAGGGGUCAACGAACCAGAAAAUUUUGAGGACCACUCCCCCGACUGGUUCAGCUGGAGGAGCUAAUGUAGGGACACUUUGAGGACCACUCCCCGACUAAUGUAGGGACACUUUGAGGACCACUCCCCGACUAAUGUAGGACCACUUUGAGGACCACUCCCCGACUAAUGUAGGACCAUAUUGAGGACCACUCCCCGACUAAUGUAGGGACACUUUGAGGACCACUCCCCGAUUAAUGCUGGAAAUCACAAAAUGUUUAAAAAUAUACUAGAUUAUUUACUAAUUUAUUUAUUUAUUGUUCGCCAUUAAUUUAUUAUUUCUGAAAUAGCAUUAGUGAUGUUUAUCGUGAUUGUAGCGUUCGCAUGCUUUUAAUUUUGACAUGUAAUACCACUAUUUCAUCUCAAAUAAUGUUGUGUUUUCAUCAUCAUUACCACCAUCACUACCAUCACCAUCAUCAUCAACGUCACCACAACUACAACCACCAUCAUUAUAAUCAUAGUCAUCAUCAACAUCAUCACCACAAUCAUCGUCACCACUACUACCAUCGCCACCACCAUCAUCAUAAUCAUAGUCAUCAUCAACAUCAUCACCACAAUCAUCAUCGUCACCACUACUACCACCACUAUCAUUAUAAUCAUAGUCGUCAUCAACAUCAUCACCACAAUCAUCGUCACCACUACUACCAUCGCCAUCGCCACCACCAUCAUCAUAAUCAUAGUCUUCAUCACCAUUAGCAUCAUCAAUGUCACCACCACUACAACCACCACCACCACCACCACCACCACAAUCAUCAUCAGCAUUACCAUGACCUCGAGUCAGUCCAAUGCGAGAAAUAUCUGACCGCAGCUUUUAUCUACUUUCUACGCUUGAUUGCAUUCACUGACCAAAGGAAUGGUUGCUUAUUGAUGUAGCUUGUAUGGUCAUGUAGUAAAUAAAGAAUUGAUUCCCUAA
Physella acuta is the source of this 1786-nucleotide messenger RNA. Its product is annotated as phytanoyl-CoA dioxygenase domain-containing protein 1-like. The record is from RefSeq and is a predicted model, not a curated record. NCBI's taxonomy places the organism in Eukaryota, Metazoa, Mollusca, Gastropoda, Physidae.